Messenger RNA from Rubroshorea leprosula, 1906 nucleotides. NCBI's taxonomy places the organism in Eukaryota, Viridiplantae, Streptophyta, Magnoliopsida, Malvales, Dipterocarpaceae. The record is from the annotation of a GenBank genome assembly.
GAAAACACGAAUGAGAGUGGAGAAGGGAAAAAAAUUUAGGAGGGAAAGCAGGUGAAAUAUAAAGAAAAAAUGGCGGUAAGGUGGCAAAUGAGGCAAAUCCCCAAUCCUCUCUGCUCUCUACCAGGAGCUUCAGUCUCCAGCGUCUACUUCACUUUCUCUCUGAUCUCGCCGUCUCUCGCUUCAUAUUGCUUCUUUCUACUCCGGCAGGCGAAAGACCGUAGGAGAUUAAGAUGUCUGUUACUCUAUUCAUGUUUACCACAACAAUCAACUACACACAAUUGGCUCCACGGGAUGCUUAGAGAUGGUACAGACCGACUUGCGCUUUCUGGUAUAUUCAUGACUUCGAUUUCUUUAUAUGUAUAGCUUUUGUGCCUGCAAUUUAAUAGGCUAUAGAUUGAAGAAGACAAAUUGUUAUAGAUUGAAGAAGACAAAUUGUUAUACAUUGUUAUUGAUAAUGUAUAUAUUAUAGUUGUAUACUUGUAAAGGGUAGUUAGGGUAUUUUCUACAAUAUACCACACGUAUAUAUACUCUUCUACAAUAAUGAAAAACCCUGGAAACCUUAUCUUCUACAUGGUAUCAGAGCCAGACACCAAUCAUCUUCUAGGCUUUUCUGUGUCUUUUGAUCUUGUCUUCCUCAUGUCUACUAAUCCUAUUUCCUCUUCUUCUCUUCCUGUGCCUGUGUCAUGUGUCUUUAUAUAUCCUACAGCAACCAAUAGUCCUACCAUAUCCAAUUCCUCUCUGUUCAAUCCAAUCUCUACUUCCAAUGGUACUCAAUGGCCUCCACAAACCCAGUGGCCUUUGAUCCCUAAUUUGGCAAGUCCAGCAUCUCCUACACUUCCCAUCUUACCUAUUUCCUCAAGAGCACCAAAUCCAAUGGCCUACAAUACUUUCUCACAUCUUGUAUUUACAGUUUCAAAUAUUAAGAACUUUGUUUCAAAGACUUUAAACCAUCACAAUUUCAUUGUUUGGCGAGAGUUAAUGGUUCCAGUUCUGAAGAGCAAAGCUGUUUAUGCUCAUUUUGAUGGCACAGAUCCUUGUCCUUCAUCAGACAGUCCGAACUUUGAAACCUGGAUGCAGAUUGAUUAUCAAAUUCUAUCCUGGAUUCAAGCAAGAAUUUCUACUGAGCAUGUGAAAGGAUUGGUUGAUAAGUUGCAUGGUGUUGGGCAUCCAAAAACAGACGGUGAUUUGGUGUUUCAAGUGUUGGCUGGUCUUGAUUCUGAGUACAGAGUUGCUAAAAGAAUAAUAGCUCAACGAAAUCCCUUUCUCCGUUUGUUGGAACUACACUCUCUUUUGUUGAUUGAAGAAGCCACUCUUCUCCAUGAAGCAGCCAAUCGGGACACUCAACCUAUGAUUUCUCCCAGAGGACGAUGGUCUAGUCGUAGAGGAGGCCGUCGUAAUGUCCGAGGUAAUCGUGGGCGUUCCUAUGGAGGUUCUUGUCACUUUGGUUUUUCUAUAACUUUUGGACGUGGAUCUGAAUUUUCUGGUGGUUAUUUUUCUAGUAACCAUGGUGUUGUGUCUUCUCGGGCUUUGCCUCCUCUUUUUCCUACACUAUCUACACCAGUAACUUGCUCUUUUAUUUCCUGUCAGUGGUGCCAGCAGCCUAACCUUCAAGCUUGUGAUUGCCCUUUGCUUCCUAUUCAGCCCAUGACAGCAUCUACCUCUACCCAUCAAUCGCUGGUUCUUUUACUUCUCCCUUUGAUCUCAAUUGGUAUAUUGCCUCAGGACAUCAAGACGAAGAACAUCCUCUAGUCCAAAUGGCCUUUAUUCUGUGUCUAGCUAUUUCCUUCCAAGUUUUCUUGAAGUUCAUUCUACUAUUGCCUCUACUGAUGUGUGGCACCAUCAUUUUGGUCAUCUGGGUUCAGCUUCUCUUCAACAACUUUUAAAGCGUGGUCUUCUUUCUUCUUAA